AUGGAGACCCGCCGAGUCCAAGGGGGUCCUUCGGGGCCCGACCGGCGGAGAACCAAGCCCCAGUGGGGACACCACUGGAGCGGGGGCCUCCGGGACAAGGAGGGGGUGACCUCACGCGGCGAUUCGAUCUGGGGAAGCAAGACGCGUGCAGUCACGCGAAGUGGAACAAACCCGGGCUGCCCAGAGCUUGGCAUCCACUCAGGUGUCCUCACGGGCCCGGACCACUGGCACCAGCAUUACCCGAUCGCCAAAGGAAACAACCAGUCACCCAUCGAGCUGCACACCAAGGACAUCAAGCACGACCCCUCGCUGCUGCCCUUUUCCGUGUCCUAUGACCCGGGCUCCUGCAAGACCAUCCUGAACAACGGGAAGACCUGCAGGGUCGUGUUUGAUGAUACUUUUGAUCGGUCAAUGCUGCGGGGCGGGCCUCUCAGCGGGCCCUACCGGCUCCGCCAGUUCCACCUGCACUGGGGCUCCGCGGACGACCACGGCUCCGAGCACACCGUGGACGGAGUCAAGUUCGCCGCCGAGCUGCAUCUGGUCCACUGGAACCCGAAGUAUAACACAUUUGGAGAAGCUCUGAAGCAACCUGACGGGAUAGCUGUGGUUGGCAUUUUUCUGAAGAUAGGGCGUGAGAAAGGCGAGUUCCAGCUGCUCCUUGACGCACUGGACAAAGUUAAGACCAAGGGCAAGGAUGCGCCCUUCACGCGCUUCGACCCGUCCUGCCUGUUCCCCGCCUGCCGGGACUACUGGACCUACCACGGCUCCUUCACGACGCCGCCCUGUGAGGAGUGCAUCGUGUGGCUGCUGCUCAAGGAGCCCAUGACCGUGAGCUCCGACCAGAUGGCCAAGCUGCGCAGCCUGCUGUCCAGCGCCGAGAAUGAGCCACCCCCACAGAUAAGGGGGAGUAUUCGAUUAUCAGAAGUGGAGUUUUAA
Pteropus alecto (black flying fox) is the source of this 936-nucleotide messenger RNA. RefSeq names its product carbonic anhydrase 3 (gene CA3). The record is from RefSeq and is a predicted model, not a curated record. Gene Ontology annotation, molecular function: zinc ion binding; carbonate dehydratase activity. Gene Ontology annotation, cellular component: cytoplasm. Bases 1 to 936 code for a protein of 311 amino acids. The transcript is spliced from 8 exons. Lineage: Eukaryota; Metazoa; Chordata; Mammalia; Chiroptera; Pteropodidae.